UUUACAUCCGCGAAACCCUAGCCACGGUAUAUAACCUCCCUCUGUCGCUUCCCAGCCGAGGCCUCGCACGCGCGCCGCCGCCGCCACCCAGACCUCGCCGCCGCGCCGCAGACGCCCUCUACACGUCGCCGAGAUGACGAAGCGCACGAAGAAGGCUGGAAUCGUUGGCAAAUACGGCACUAGGUAUGGUGCCAGCUUGCGGAAGCAAAUCAAGAAGAUGGAGGUGUCUCAGCACUCCAAGUACUUCUGUGAGUUCUGUGGGAAGUUUGCUGUGAAGAGGAAAGCAGUUGGAAUUUGGGGAUGCAAGGAUUGCGGAAAGGUCAAGGCCGGUGGUGCUUAUACCAUGAACACUGCUAGUGCGGUCACAGUCAGGAGCACAAUCCGUCGCUUGAGGGAGCAGACUGAAGCGUGAUUGCAACUCUUUUGUCUCUUAGAUGUUCUGGGGUUUUGUAGUUUUGAGUCAAGACUUGAAAGUCACUAAAUUUUCAUAUAUUUGGCCAAAGAAUGUUCUUCAGUAUUUUUUGGGUUCUGCUUUAGGAUCUUUAAAAUACGGUGGUGAAGUUUGUGCUCUGUUGAUGUCUCAAGCUUGAUCAGUGAUUUGUGAUCCUAUGCCCAAUUUCAUGGUGUUGA
Phragmites australis (common reed) is the source of this 630-nucleotide messenger RNA. Its product is annotated as large ribosomal subunit protein eL43z. Gene Ontology annotation, cellular component: ribosome. The transcript is spliced from 5 exons. The record is from RefSeq and is a predicted model, not a curated record. Gene Ontology annotation, molecular function: structural constituent of ribosome. Bases 134 to 412 code for a protein of 92 amino acids. Gene Ontology annotation, biological process: translation. Lineage: Eukaryota; Viridiplantae; Streptophyta; Magnoliopsida; Poales; Poaceae.